Molecule: messenger RNA, 660 nt
Organism: Drosophila erecta
Lineage: Eukaryota; Metazoa; Arthropoda; Insecta; Diptera; Drosophilidae
Exons: 1
Coding region: 120-476 (118 amino acids)
Source: RefSeq, a predicted model, not a curated record
CGAGUGGCGAUCCAGUGGUUACAGCAUUCGAGUGCUACACUUCGAGACGCACAGCGCAACAAGCCAGGAUUAACUUUCCGAGUCAGGACUAAAAGCUGAAAAAACGCAAACCCAACAUAAUGAAGGUGUUCAUUGUACUCUGCGCACUGGUGGCCUGUGUUUCGGCAGGAGUGGUCCGAUCCUCGGGCUGGGGAUCCAAUCCUUGGGGCGGCAGCAGCUCUGGAUGGAACAGUGGCUGGGUCGCCCAGCCGCAGGUCAUUAAGGUCAUAAAGAUCGGAGGAGGCGGCGGCUCUGGAUGGGGAGGAAACUCCGGAUGGGGCGGCAACUCAGGAUGGGGCGGCAACUCCGGAUGGGGCGGUAACUCCGGAUGGGGCAGCAACUCCGGAUGGGGUGGAAACUCUGGCUGGAGCAGCGGCAAUUCCGGAUGGAACAGCAAUGGAUGGUCCAGUUCCAGCUCCAAUAGUGGAUGGUGGUAAAGAGUCGAGCAGUUACCAUCUCGAAGGAGGCGAAGCCCAAGCCCCAACCCAAACUCUAAGCUCCAAUCCCAAUCGUGAUCCCCUCUCUCCGCACCUGGUUCACAAUCCACACAAUUUAAUAACAUAGUCUCUAAGUACAUUUUUUUUGUGUAACAAUUAAAUAAACCAAUAAGUCAAAGGCAUA